Messenger RNA from Bactrocera latifrons, 1992 nucleotides. Its product is annotated as mucin-5AC. The transcript is spliced from 3 exons. The record is from RefSeq and is a predicted model, not a curated record. Gene Ontology annotation, biological process: positive regulation of DNA-templated transcription. Bases 220 to 1653 code for a protein of 477 amino acids. Lineage: Eukaryota; Metazoa; Arthropoda; Insecta; Diptera; Tephritidae. Gene Ontology annotation, cellular component: nuclear body.
UUCCAAGGCUAAAAUGCAGUUUUCCGAUUCUCGCAUUUUGUCAUAUUCGUAACGAAUCAUAAACGUCAAACUUUCGUUCGUUUCUCCCGCUUCGUCUUUAGCGACAGUUGUGCAAAAAGUACAAAAUUUUAUACAGAAAAUCUUGCACAAAUUAUAAUUUGGCAAGAAAAACCUAAAUUCUAUUAUUAAAAAUCGGUAAUUGUACUUCAGCCGAUUCAGAUGUUGUCUGAGGAAGAGGCGGCAAUGGACUACGAUGAGUUGACAUUGAAUCCAUUACUAGCAGAAAUUGAGGCCGAAACUGAUUUGGACUCGAAAAAAGAGAAACAACGCCGCUAUUGGACGCCAAAGGAAGAGCAACGCUUCUUUGAGAUUUGGGGACGUGAUAAUUGGCGUUUAACGCGUCACGGAAAGAAUACAAUUUUUUUUGCACAAUGGGCUGUUGAGUUGAAGGAGCGCUUUGAUAUAGAAGUGAAACCCGAGGAAAUACAAGCGAAAGUAAACCAGACGCGCGCGAAGUUCAGACAAGUUAAGAAGCAGAUAGCUGCUGAUAAAAAUGCUGUGCGUUGGAAAAAGUUUGCCAUUAUCGAUAAAAUUCUUAAGAAUCAAUAUCGCCCUAAAGACGCCGAACCUGUACCGAAAGAGGCAUUGGAGAAUAAUCGUGACAUCGAUUUAAGCGAAGUACCGUCGCCGCCCUCGCCACCACGUUCAGGACGACAGUCUUCACCSAAUAGUAUUACAUCGAGUUCCAACACGCAAGAAGCAACUAAUAAUGCUACGACUACGGAUAAUAACAACACUUCGGUAUCAUUGGAUGUACCGGCUAGCACAGAAGACAUAGAUAUCAAGAGUGAAUUUCUUACUGACUCCAGCAUCACGACUUCGCUGUUUAAUGCAAGCACUGAGCUUUUCAGCGAUCCAAUCGACGAGGUAAAAGCCGAAUACCCUAGCGAUUUUCACAGUUUUGGUAACUAUCCACAGCCAAAUCAUUUCGAAACACAGCCACCAACUCAAGAUGAUGACGAUGAGGAACCACAGCUGCACACUUUACAAACACCACAACAAUUGUUAGAAGAACAAAAGCAGAAACAACAACAACUACAGCAGCAGCAAUACCAACAGUAUACACCAGCUUCAUCGACGGCACCACCCCCGGACACCACAACAGCCACCAAUACGCAACUACUGCAAACUAGUUAUGAUCAUAGUAACACAUACGCCAAUCAAAACCAUUAUGCGGCGACACCUACACCAACACCGACGACAGCUACAUCAUCUACCGCUAAUCCAGCAUAUAAUAGUCAAUACGCCGGUAGUAAUAAUAACGCUACCAACAAUAGAACUAGUGGUGGUGGUGCCGCACCAAUGCAACCACCAACGUCGGGCCUGGGUCGCGGUGCACCCGGUCAACCUCGUCGACGGCGCACAUCGCACGCCAAUAACCUGCUAGCAGCUGCACAGCCUGGCGCCGAAUCCUUAGAAUCUAUGUACCUAAAUGAGGUGCGUAAAAAGAAUAUUUUACUWGCGGAGCAGUUGGAAAUCGCACGCAAGCGUAUGCAAUUGGAGGAGCGUAAAGUGAAUCUGUUGGAACGUUUCUUUCCACAAUGUUUGGAGAUGCAAGAGCAAAUACUUGGGAAACUCAAUAGCAAUACUUAAGGCGGUGUGAACGUGACAUUGUAAGGUAUUAUGUGAAGUGGAAAUGCAUGUGGAAGUUUUUCAAAUAAGUUAAAGAAUAAGUGGAAAUUGCAGCAAAUAAUAAAGAUGUGUUUAGUUCAAGUAAUUCAACGAGAAAUUCAACAGAAUUUCGCAUAAAAUCAUGUGAAAAUUGAGUUUAAAACAGCGCUACKUCGAAACGGUGAAUGUGAGUGUUGUAAAAAGUGCGACUCCCGCAUUUUGCUAAAUUAAUAAAAAAGUAAUUAUUUCUAAGAUGCUACUUUUAAUUUGGCCAUGCAAAAUACAGUUUAAUUUGUUUCUUAUUGUAAUCUUCUCUUUUUU